Capsicum annuum is the source of this 752-nucleotide messenger RNA. RefSeq names its product BON1-associated protein 2. Gene Ontology annotation, biological process: defense response. NCBI's taxonomy places the organism in Eukaryota, Viridiplantae, Streptophyta, Magnoliopsida, Solanales, Solanaceae. The coding region runs from base 82 to 678 and encodes 198 amino acids. The record is from RefSeq and is a predicted model, not a curated record. The transcript has a single exon.
CAUCGAUCACCUCUAUUAUUAAUAUCUCCUCCAAAAUUUUCACAUACUUUGAUUUUCUUGAUUAUUAUUAUUAUUAUUGCAAUGAAGCCAUCAUCGUCGUCAUCAUCAUCGCGUUUGUUAGAAAUAACGGUGAUAUCUGGUGAGAAUCUUCUUGAUAACCGGAAGCAACCUGUAAAGAAGAACGCUUUCGUAAAUAUCAAGGCAGAAUCUUCAACAUGCAACGGACAAACAACAAAGAUGGACAAAGAAGGCGGAAGUUUUCCUAUGUGGAACGAAAAAUUGAUCGUUGCUUUACCCAUGCAUGCACGUCAUCUGACGAUGGAGGUUCAAUGCAAGGCUUCUUCGGGGAUCAAAACUGUUGGAAUCGCAAAGGUUCCAACGUCCGAUUUUACGGGAGGAUUUUUGCCAGAAGAUUAUUUGCAUUUUUUGAGUUAUAGGCUUAGGGAUGGAAAAGGUGAGAAAAACGGGAUAAUUAAUUUUUCCCUUAGGGUUAAGAAUGCGCCGCCGCAGUCUUCUCAAAGUGCGGGUUGUGCCGCCGCUUAUUCACGGCAGUGGACCACUGCGCCGGUGGGUAUGAGAAGUAGUUAUAACAGUUCUUCUGGGGUUGUUACGGGUAUACCCGUUUAUCCUGGAAGUUUAUCGGGCAAUAUUACUAAUUUAAUGGUGAAUAAAUUUUAGUUUUUUUUUCUUUUAAUACUAUUUGUUCAAAUUGAUUAAAUUUUAUAUAGACAUAUUUUAGAUGAUUUGGAUUA